CGGGUCGGCGCGGCGAUGCCGCUGGUGGUGCUGUGCGGGCGGCCGGGCAGCGGCAAGACCCGGCGCGCGGCGGAGCUGCGGGAGGCGCUGGGCGGCGCGGGGCGGGCGGCGCACGUGGUGUCGGAGGCGGCGGGCGGCGGGCGGGCGGCGCUGCGGGCCGAGGUGCAGCGGCUGCUCAACCGCCGCGACGUGGUGAUCGCGGACGCGGGCAACGAGGCGCGGAGCAUCCGCUACGAGCUGUACUGCGCGGCGCGGCAGGCGGGCACGGCCAGCUGCCUCCUGCUCUGCCUCGGCGGCCGCGACGGCCCCGACCUGCCGCCUUUCGAGGCUCCCGACCCCCGCAACCGCUGGGACCGGCCGCUGCUGGCCGUGCGCGCGGAGGAGCCGCUGCCGCUCGACGCCCUCCGGGCCGCGCUCUUCGAGGGCGCCGCGCCCGUCCCGCACCGCUCCACCCGCCCGCAGCCCCUGCGCUCCGCCGGGUUCCUGCACGGCCUCGACCGCCUCACGCAGGACGUGCUGACCGCCGUGGUGGCCGCGCAGCGCGGCGGGGCGCUGCCCGGCGAGGCGGUGCCCGUCCCCGGCGUGCCCGAGGGGCUGGUGCUGAGCCGGCCCGUCAGCCUGGCCGAGCUGAGCCGCCUGCGCAGGCAGUUCAUCAGCUACACCAAGAUGCAGGAGGGCUGCGAGGAGAACCUGCCCCGGCUGGCCGCCAUGUUCGUGCAGUACCUGAGCCGCAGCAUCCAGUGACGGCUGUCGCCCGCGCGGACUCGUCCCACCUUCGGCCACUGACCCUGCAGAGCUCGGGACCACCCAGGGAAGCUGUGGCUGCCCCAUCCCUGGGGGUGCUCAAGGCCGGGUGGGGCAGCCUGAUCCAGUGGGACGUGUUCCUGCCCAUCACAGCAGGGUUGAAACUGGAUGGGCUUUAAGGUCCCUUCAAACCCAAACCAUUCUAUGACUCCAUGAUUCUAUGCCUCUAUGAUUCUACGAUCUGGCAGCAGCAGCAGCUCUGGGGAGAUGGACACCACAUCCCUGCAGCAGCCAAGCAAGCCGUAUUGUGAAGAGGAUCUGUGGGGAUGCACUUCCCUCACCCGCACGCUCUCCCCACUUGCAUGUUUCCAAGAGGAAAGCUUGCGGCUCCAAGCAAGUGAAGGCUGCUCAGAGAUCAAAUAGAGUCUGAAUCAAAUAGUGUCUGAACAAGAAAAUAGUGUCUGAACAAAUAGUGUCUGAACAAGAAAGCCCCAAAGGUGGUGACUGUAAGGAAAACUUCUCUGCAUUGGCAUCUGUGUGUCUUGAAUAAGAAAAUUGUUUCUCCAAGGCUUCCCCCAGAUAAUGACAAACUGCAGAAGAAACUUCAGGUGCAGAACUGGAACAGGCCGUGUUUUUUAGGAUGUGACUGCUUCAAAAUAUCCCACUGAACCCAAGAGUGGUUUGCCUCUCAUGGUUAUCAUCCACAAGUCCUGGUGUGGAGCUUGCAAAGCUCUAAAGCCAAAAUUUGCUGAAUCCAAGGAGAUCUCUGAACUUGCCCACAAUUUUGUUAU
Cuculus canorus (common cuckoo) is the source of this 1535-nucleotide messenger RNA. RefSeq names its product KTI12 chromatin associated homolog (gene KTI12). The transcript has 3 exons. NCBI's taxonomy places the organism in Eukaryota, Metazoa, Chordata, Aves, Cuculiformes, Cuculidae. The record is from RefSeq and is a predicted model, not a curated record. Bases 16 to 744 code for a protein of 242 amino acids.